Linum trigynum is the source of this 514-nucleotide messenger RNA. The record is from the annotation of a GenBank genome assembly. NCBI's taxonomy places the organism in Eukaryota, Viridiplantae, Streptophyta, Magnoliopsida, Malpighiales, Linaceae.
AUAACCUUUCAUCAACCAUGGCUAAUUCCUUCACACCCUUCUUCUUCCUCCCCUUACUAUUCAUACUAAUGAUCACUACCACCACGACGGUACUCGAAAACGUCGUCGUUAAAGGCGAUCCGGACCUAACUCUCAUCUCGAAUCUCUGUGGCGCGGAGCACGACGACGUCGGCUCCCUCAGAAAGGAUCAAGCCAGGAUGCUCGCCCGCAAGGCCGUCGAAUACGCGCGGCCCUACCGCCCGUACUGCGGCGGGACACUGGAGGAGCCCUACAUGUACUACACGGUUACAUGUUCAGCCUCGACCUCUCCGGCGGACUGCGCCGCUUGUGUUGCCUAUGCGGCUAACCAGUUGGUGGAGCAGAAUGUGUGCGACGAUCAGUGGGGCGCCCAAAUCACGUUUGCCAGUUGUUUCCUGAGGUUCGAGACGUAUAUAAUACCAGAGUGUCCGACGCCCUGGUGAUAUGUCUGAAAGGGAAAACAGUAUAGAUACGACAAUAUACGCAUAAAUUGAAG